Elaeis guineensis (African oil palm) is the source of this 1278-nucleotide messenger RNA. The record is from RefSeq and is a predicted model, not a curated record. Lineage: Eukaryota; Viridiplantae; Streptophyta; Magnoliopsida; Arecales; Arecaceae.
AGAGGUCUCUGGUGUCUCACAGAUGGAUGACUCAGGUGAGAAGAAACUGGCACUCUUCGAUGUCGGGCAGUGCAAAGAAGCCUACCAAAUGGGCUUCCUAAUAGGGCAGAGAUUCUCAGAUCUGAUUCAAAGCAGGGUGGCCACUGACCUCAUCCUUCAACAGCAGCUCCUCCCUUUCGCCGGCACCGCAGAGGCUCAGCUGCUCAUUGAAGCACUCUGCACUGCUAAUAGACAGAUGUUUCCAAGAUACUGGGAUGAACUGUUAGGAACAGCUGCAGGGAGCGGCAUCCCAAUUAUCCAUAUAAUAUUGCUAAAUUUUAGGAAGGAAAUACUUCCCUUUAUUCUGAAGAAAGAAGACACUCAAGAAGAAGUGACUGAUGAUGACUGUUCAGAUGUUCUUGUGGUAAAUGACUCCAUGGCCAUUGCCGCACACAACGAAGAUGCAAACAUAGCUUUAAUCGGUCACACCUAUUUGGUGAGGGCCAUGCUGCCGAAUGGAGUAUCAUUCACUGCUUACACUUAUGCUGGCGAGCUUCCAACCUGUGCGUUUGGCUUCAACAGCUGUGGCUUGGCAUUCACACUUAAUUCAGUGCCUCCAACGCGAGAGGAAAUCAUCGCAGGAGGUAUCGGACGUAAUUUUAUAUCACGAGAUCUUCUGGAAGCCACUGGCCUUGGUGAUGCCUUGAAUAGACUUCACUCAUCCAAUGCUUCUGUUGGACACAGCUAUAACUUGGUGGAUGUCAGAAGCCGCAGAAUUGUAAAUGUAGAAACAGCAUCUGGCAAACGCUGUUUGGUUCAUGAGGUUGGGAGAACACCUGUCUUCCAUGCAAACAUGUACCUCCACCUUGAAGUACAGCAGGUACAAGAUGAGAACUCUAUCAGCAGACAGAACAGGGCAGCUCAACUUUCAGCAGACUCAAAAGAAAAAGUACUCUCAAUUCUUGGAGAUUGUGUGGAUAAAAAAUAUCCCAUCUACAUGACAGGUGAUUCAAUUUGGGGUCUUCCCCACAAAUAUAAUCCUUCAAGUGUGUCCUCUGUUCCACUUGAUUCAGAUUACUUCUACCCAUUUCAGGUCCAACAUUAUAUACUCUUUGCACAGCACUGAUUGAUCUGGAUGAACAAACAAUCACCAUAUAUGAAGGCAACCCAGAGAAAAAACUUGUAUCUUAUGCUCUUCCAGUAUUCUAGUAGAAGAAGCCCUUGCUAGCCACAAUAAAAUUAUUAAUCUGACUGCUGCUGAGAACUCAAAAUUUAUACCAUAUCAGGAUUUUAAUCUUA